Molecule: messenger RNA, 885 nt
Organism: Arabis nemorensis
Lineage: Eukaryota; Viridiplantae; Streptophyta; Magnoliopsida; Brassicales; Brassicaceae
Source: the annotation of a GenBank genome assembly
AUGGGUAAUGUGACAUCAAACGUGGCGGCUAAGUUCGCUUUUUUCCCACCGGAGCCUGCAACAUACGGCAUAACCACGGAGGAAGAGACAGGGAAGCUGGUCUUUGCCGGUGUCUCUCAAGACAAGAACAUGGAAGUCCACCAGCUUACCACAAAGUCCGGUAACAAAGUCGUAGCCACGUUUUGGAGACACCCUUUUGCGAGAUUCACGCUUCUCUAUUCACAUGGCAACGCAGCUGAUCUUGGUCAAAUGAUUGAGCUCUUCAUGGAGCUUCGUGCUCAUCUCCGUGUCAACAUCAUGAGUUAUGAUUAUUCUGGCUAUGGAGCUUCAACAGGAAAGCCUUCUGAGUUCAACACGUAUUAUGACAUUGAGGCAGUGUACAAUUGUUUGAGAAGUGAUUAUGGGAUCAAACAAGAAGAGCUGAUUCUGUAUGGACAAUCUGUAGGAAGCGGACCAACGUUGCACAUGGCUGCUCGUUUGAAAAGGCUGAGAGGAGUUGUUCUUCACAGUGCCAUUCUCUCUGGCAUUAGAGUUCUUUAUCCUGUCAAAAUGACACUCUGGUUCGACAUUUUCAAAAACAUAGACAAGAUUCGACAUGUCAACUCUCAAGUUCUUGUAAUACAUGGAACGAAUGAUGAGAUUGUGGAUUUAUCGCACGGGAAGCGAUUGUGGGAGCUGGCGAAGGAGAAGUAUGAUCCGUUAUGGGUGAAAGGAGGAGGACAUUGCAACCUUGAGACUUAUCCUGAGUACAUUAAGCACUUGCGCAAGUUCAUAAACGCAAUGGAGAAACUCUCCUUAACCAAUCCACCACCUAAAGAACUAACCAAUGAGCCUAGUAUCACUGAAACUAAGCACAAUCGGUGUUUGAGAUUCGGGAAAAAGUAG